Molecule: messenger RNA, 840 nt
Organism: Cinclus cinclus
Lineage: Eukaryota; Metazoa; Chordata; Aves; Passeriformes; Cinclidae
Gene: TIGAR
Product: TP53 induced glycolysis regulatory phosphatase
Exons: 6
Coding region: 1-840 (279 amino acids)
Biological process (GO): negative regulation of programmed cell death; positive regulation of DNA repair; fructose 1,6-bisphosphate metabolic process
Cellular component (GO): cytosol
Molecular function (GO): fructose-2,6-bisphosphate 2-phosphatase activity
Source: RefSeq, a predicted model, not a curated record
AUGGUUCGGUUCGGGCUGACGGUCGUGCGGCAUGGAGAAACAAGAUACAACAAAGACAAGGUACUGCAAGGUCAAGGAGUGGAUGAACCACUCUCUGCAACUGGUUUCAGGCAAGCAGAUGCUGCUGGUGUAUUUCUCAGUAAUGUGAAGUUUACCCAUGUCUUUUCGAGUGACCUCCUUCGAGCAAAGCAGACUGCUGCUGCCAUUCUAGGGAAAAACAGGUUUUGCAAAGACUUGGAAAUCAAGUACGAUGCAAGACUGCGAGAGAGAAAAUAUGGUGUUGCAGAAGGAAGGCCUUUGGCUGACCUCAAGGCUAUGGCAAAGGAUGCUGGAGAGCAAUGUCCUUCAUUCACACCUUCUGGGGGAGAAACACUGGAUGAAGUGAGAGAGCGUGUGAGGGAUUUUUUUGAAUUCCUGUGCCAGCUGGCUGUUGAGUUGGAGCAGAAGGGGCACGGCAAGCCUGGUGUCCCAUGCAGAAGUUCAGGAACAUCUGGAGAACAAUUUGUUUUCCCUUGGAUGAACCACUGCAGUGAGGCAGAGCCAAGCUCUGAGGGAAGUGGAUCUUCCACCGUAUUAGAUGCCAAUAUUUUGGUGGUGAGUCAUGGAGCCUACAUGAGGAACUGGAUUGGCUAUUUUGUGUCAGAUCUCAACUGUACCUUACCACCAAAUUUAAGCAAGUCCCAGCUGUCUUCUGUCAGUCCUAAUACUGGAGUCAGUAAUUUCAUUAUAGAACUUGAAAACAGGAGUUUGUUAAACCCCAAAAUCAUGUGUGUCUGUCUUAACCAAGACUCUCACUUAGUGGAUGUGGGAGCUGAAUGUGUAGCUUCAAAAGUGUUUUAA